Molecule: messenger RNA, 2727 nt
Organism: Solanum lycopersicum (tomato)
Lineage: Eukaryota; Viridiplantae; Streptophyta; Magnoliopsida; Solanales; Solanaceae
Product: E3 ubiquitin-protein ligase MBR2
Molecular function (GO): ubiquitin protein ligase activity
Source: RefSeq, a predicted model, not a curated record
UUAAUCCUUCUCUUUGGCUCUGUAUUCCCCUACUCCCUCUUUUCUCUGAGAGCCACACCUACACAGGCACCCAAAAACUCUCUCUCUCUCUCUCUCUCUUCUCAUCUAUCCAUAUUCUCUCGAGCGGCAUACUUUGUCGAUUUCCUAGCACCAUGACAAAACCAUCAUCAAUGGAUAUGUAGCUUUACACCCACUUUAACAAAUCCAAUAAUUUAAGUUUUCGACCAGAAAUUGGUCGAUCAUCUUCUCCAUCUGAUUAUCAGGGGAUCCUUCACCGGUGCUCUUAAGGUCCCUGUGUUCCUCAAAAUGACCCACAUGCAAGGGGACAGAAGUGUUUUGGACUCCUUUCCAGAAAACAUUGAUCUUAAUCAGGGAUCUGUUUCAAAUAAUGCUUCCAUGGAUGCGACAGCUCCCUGGGAUAACUUUCGGAAUCCAGUAGAUAAUCGAUUGUCAAAUCCCAUGCUUUCUCCUUCUGGAAGAAAUCCUAGUUAUGUUAAUGGUGUUAAUUAUAAUGCUCAAAGCUUUAGUGGCUGGGAUCAAGGUGAAUCCAGCUCCACUGCUAAUUUGCAUGACCGAACACGUGGCAGUGACUUGAAAAUCGGACAAGGUUGGACUUCUUCAUCAAAUGAUUAUGUUAUGAUUAAUCCAAGGUCAGAACGCCGAUUUGAACCUUCUAAUGUCUUUUCUACAAGCGGUUAUGGUGGCAAUCAUGUAAUUGGCAGGCCUCCAAGUGUAUCAUCAAGCCUUACCUUGGAUCAUAGUCCAGUAAAUUCUAAUUUGAGUGGUGGAUACAAUAAUGAUGAUGGUCGUCUGGUCAUGCGAACAAGUGUACCUCCACUUCACAAAUCUGAUAGGUCGGAAGUGGUGCGUCCUCCGGCUUUCAGUCCAUCUGGCAGUGGAACCUUUACAGGUAGUUCUGGUUAUUUGACAGGGACAAGUAAUGUAUCAAGUUCUUCUAUGGAUAAUUGGGGUUCAUCUUGCAAGCGCAAAGCCAUUGAAGGCAAUUCUGGACAUUCUUUUGCAGGUGGAAGUUCAAGCUCCAAUGCAGGACCUGAGAACACUGUACAGCAUAACUAUCCAAGUUGUAAUAAUGCUUCGAGCAGCAUAAACAGACUACCCCGCUCUGCAAAUAUGCAGAAUGUUGGUUAUCUGGAGAAUACUUAUCCAAGAAAUGGGGUUGGUACAAGUAUGUCUGCUUCUGAUAUAUUUCCUCCAUUAAGUGCUGGUGGAAUUGCAGAAAGCUCUGCAAGAAAUUUUGGUGCUAUAGCAAAUCUUGUGAAUCAGGAUCUCAUUACAUCUGGUUUACUACCGAUUGGCGCUACUGUAGGGCAUUCUAGUGUCAGCCCUGCCCAUGUGCCGCCUGGAUCUGCCUCAGUAACAAGCUCUUUGGACUCGAGACAACCAUUUUCACAGCCAAUGAAUUCAGGUAACCUUGGAGGCCAGUCUCACAUGAUGCAAGUUCCUGGUUUUUCUAGAGGUUUUCACUCGCUUCCCUGGGAAGCAUCUCCUAGUUCACGAGGCGGUAGUUCAUCAAUGAUUUCUGGAGAUAGAGGUGCUUCAUUGGGAGAUGAAUCUAACUUCAGUACUGUCAGAAAUAAUGGGGAGUCCCAUCCAUUUGUUCCUGAGACAAGAAAUAUGGUACUUGACCCCACAAAUUGGAGCUUAGCUACUGCAAAUGCAAGCUCUUCUAGAAAUAUUCCUAGUUCUGCAAUGGGUCCUGGUUCAAGAGCACGUAAUUCUCCUACUGCAUGGGCUAAUCAGAAUUCAGCAACUACUAGCUAUGAUGGAUUACCAGAAUUUGCUCCUUGGGUUCUCUUCCCAUCAGGUGAGCCCGAGUCUGGAAGUCAGAGAGGUCGUUCUUCUCUGCUACCUUCAGCUGCUUCUUCCUCAGAGGAUCCAGUGAUGUCUUCCCGAUAUGGUAGCCGGGGUAACCGUCAACCACAUCUUAGAUCGAGUUUGAUGGUUGAUCCAGGGGAUGAUGUAGAUGGUUGGCGUGCUUUAGCUGCUGAUGUUGAGGGUCGACACAGACUGAUUCGUCAAGUCCUGAAUGCCAUGCGGAGAGUCGAGAACUUGAGAUCAGAGGAUUAUAUGUUGGUUGAUCCAUUUAUCAAUGGAGUUGCUGAGUUCCAUGAUAGGCAUAGGGCCAUGAGGCUCGACGUUGAUAAUAUGUCCUAUGAGGAACUAUUGGCUUUGGAAGAACGUAUAGGAAAUGUAAACACAGGCUUGAGUGAAGAAACCAUUUCAGUCAAUAUGAAACAGCGGAAGCAUGGGUCUUUACGUGGACAGUCCUCAUCCAACUUGGAACCUUGCUGUAUAUGUCAGGAGGAAUACACAUCUGGAGAUAUCAUGGGCAUUUUGGAUUGUGGGCAUGAAUUCCAUACUAAUUGCAUUAAGCAGUGGUUGAUCCUGAAGAAUACCUGUCCCAUAUGUAAGAUGACUGCCUUGAAAACUUGAAAGAAUUACCUGCAACAGCUAUUUUUUUCGUCUUCUAUUUCCUCCCCGUUCUAGUUAAGAAGACGGUGAACGAACACACAAAUAAGGGAGGUUCUUGAGUCAACUUAGUAAUACUAUACUAUGGCUCCUGGAAAAUCUUACUCAUGAUGGAACCAAAGGAGUUGUAAGUAAAAAUAUUUGACAUUGUGUUGAGGGAAUUAUUUAAACCUUUUACCUUUUUCUGUGUUGCAUAGAGUAAUACAUCACUAGACCAAAGACCAAUUUUGGAGGUUA